Messenger RNA from Monopterus albus (swamp eel), 2767 nucleotides. RefSeq names its product lysine demethylase 1B (gene kdm1b). Lineage: Eukaryota; Metazoa; Chordata; Actinopteri; Synbranchiformes; Synbranchidae. The transcript is spliced from 21 exons. Gene Ontology annotation, molecular function: oxidoreductase activity; zinc ion binding; protein binding. Bases 165 to 2669 code for a protein of 834 amino acids. The record is from RefSeq and is a predicted model, not a curated record.
CCCAUUUCCGCUUUAAAACAGGAAGUUGUAUUCUUGUAACAACGGGGCAUUGAUUUCUCUCACAACAAUAAAAGGACACGAGUUCGGCGACUAAAAACUGUAUGAAAAGCCUCACAUAAACGCUAGUAAACCCUGCGUUUUUAAAGUAAAUACCUCAGGCAGCCAUGCUGUCGGACGCAGACUAUUCUGGGAAUGCCUCUGGUGCUCGACGAGCCAAGAAGCGGAGCUCGGGGGAGUCUACGGGGGACGGCCAGGCCCUGCGCUCCUCUGGGAGGCAGAUUAACGUCCGGGUGAAGCGCACCAACAACCCUCCACCUGGACAGAGCAAAAGAAAAGCCACAGACACUGAGGAAGAAGACGACCAGUCUGAGAAGAAGUACAGAAAAUGUGAGAAGGCUGGAUGCUCAGCUACAUAUCCCGUUUGCUUUGCAAGUGCAUCUGAAAGGUGUGCUAAAAAUGGAUACACCUCUCGCUGGUAUCAUCUAUCAUGUGGUGAACAUUUUUGCAAUGAAUGUUUUGAUCAUUACUACAGAAGUCACAAAGAUGGCUAUGAGAUCUUUGCUUCAUGGAAGAAGGUGUGGACCAGUAAUGGGAAAAGUGAGCCCAGUCUUAAAGCUUUCAUGGCAGAUCAGCAACUACCAUACUGGGUUCAGUGUACUAAACAUGACUGUAGGAAGUGGCGUCAGCUGACCAAGGAGAUCCAACUCACUGCUACCCUAGCAGCAACGUAUCGCUGUGGAAUGAAGUUUGGCAACAUUAAAGGUGAGGGACUGGACCAGUGCUCCCAACCAGAGGACUUGAGAGUGGCCGAGGUGACUGACAGCUGGUGGCAUUCAAUGCUAAUUUUACCGCCUUUAUUCAAAGAAAGCCCAGCCAGCCCUUUCCUUGCUGCCUACUAUCCCGACUGUGUGGGAAUGAGUCCAUCCAGCUCCCUCAGUAAUGUGUCUCCAGCUGAGCUGAGAGCAGAUCACUGCAGAGCUGCACAGCCACAAAUUCCAGGUCUAUGUCCAUACUUCCAGCCCUUCUACCAGCCUAAUGAGUGUGGCAAGGCUCUGUGUGUGCGGCCAGAUAUGAUGGAGCUGGAUGAGCUUUAUGAGUUUCCAGAAUUUUCGCGUGAUCCCACCAUGUAUCUGGCCUUGCGUAACCUCAUUCUGGCCUCCUGGCACAAGAACUGCAAGGAGGUGCUGACUGCUCAGAAAUGUGCACUACACAUCAUUGUCCGGGGGUUGGUGCGUGUGCGCUGCGUGCAGGAAAUGGACCGGGUACUCAACUUCAUGACCAGGAAGGGCCUCAUCAACACCGGUGUGCUGGCAGUCACACGGCCUCUCCUCCCAGAAAGAUUUCACUCUAAGAACGUCAUCAUCAUUGGUGCUGGGGCUUCAGGGCUGGCUGCUGCACGGCAGCUGCAAAACUUUGGCACUCAGGUGGUGGUGCUUGAGGCAAGGGAGAGAAUUGGAGGUCGGGUGUGGGAUGAUACUUCUCUCGGCGUCACUGUAGGUCAAGGAGCUCAAAUUGUCAAUGGCUGUGUAAACAACCCCAUCGCCCUGAUGUGUGAGCAGAUGGGCAUCAAGAUGCACAAGUUGGGAGAGCGGUGUGACCUCUUUCAGGAGGGAGGACAAGUUACUGACCCAGCCAUUGACAAGCGCAUGGACUUCCACUUUAACGCCAUCCUGGAUGUGGUGUCGGAAUGGAGGAAGGACAAGUCCCAGAACCAGGACACACCACUGGGAGAGAAAGUACAGGAAGUGAAGAAGAACUUUCUUCAUGAGUCUGGGAUCCAGUUUAGUGAGUUAGAGGAGAAAGUACUUCAGUUUCAUCUCAGCAACCUGGAGUUUGCCUGUGGAAGCACAUUAGACCAGGUGUCAGCAAGGUCCUGGGACCACAAUGAGUUUUUUGCCCAGUUCUCAGGAGAUCACACUUUACUCACCAAGGGCUACUCUGUUUUACUCCACAAACUUGCCGAGGGCCUUGACAUCCGCACAAAGUGUCAGGUUCAGGCUAUUGACUACUCAGGUGAUCUUGUCAAAGUUGCCUCCUCCAGUGGGUCCCAGUGGACAGCACAGAAGGUUCUUGUUACAGUCCCAUUGACUUUACUUCAGAAGAACUUGAUUCAGUUCAACCCUCCGCUUCCUGAAAAGAAACUCAAAGCAAUCCACAGUCUGGGAGCUGGUAUAAUAGAAAAGAUUGCUCUUCAGUUCCCAUACAGGUUCUGGGACAACAAAAUCCAAGGGGCAGACUACUUUGGUCACAUCCCACCAGGUUCUGACAAGAGAGGCAUGUUCAGUGUCUUCUACGACAUGGAUCCACAGGGAAAGCAGGCUGUCCUCAUGUCAGUUAUCACUGGUGAUGCUGUACCUGCUGUCCGGGUCAUGGAAGACAAGGAGGUGGUAGACGAGUGUGUGAAGGUUCUACGUGAACUUUUCAAGGAGCAGGAGGUCCCAGAGCCGCUGCACUUCUUUGUCACACAUUGGAGCAAAGACAGGUGGUCCCAGAUGUCUUACAGCUUUGUGAAGACAGGAGGCAGCGGAGAGGCCUACGACAUCCUUGCUGAAGACGUGCAAGGGAAAGUUUUCUUUGCUGGCGAGGCCACCAACAGACACUUCCCUCAGACUGUGACAGGAGCCUACCUCAGCGGGGUCCGAGAGGCCAGCAAGAUGGCUGCUAUGUAAUCUCUGUCAAUCCCAAAGCACUAAGAAUCACCAGCAUGGACACAUGGGCUGCACUGAGCAACAAACUAUUUACAUUUGUGUUACCUGAAUUGCACCUC